This is a messenger RNA of Oryza sativa Japonica Group (Japanese rice), 3546 nucleotides long. RefSeq names its product glutathione S-transferase T3. Lineage: Eukaryota; Viridiplantae; Streptophyta; Magnoliopsida; Poales; Poaceae. The record is from RefSeq and is a predicted model, not a curated record.
GGUAUUUCGUUAGUACCUUUGCACUGUUGGGACUUGGGAGUCGACACGUUUCAGACCUAGUGAUACAUCCUAUUGGAGUCAGAAAUCUGUGAAAAGGUUUCCCGCUUUCACUAUGGAAAUUGUUUUCCAAGAGGUCAAAUUUCGCACUCUCAGGCAUGCAUUUCCUUGCUAUUUGAGACAUCCAAUAGAAUUUUUGUGCAAGUUUAACGGAGCAUUUUCUAUGGAGCUCCUAUAGCAAAUGAGCCACUAUAUUUCAAGCCCACUCUAAUUCAAGUUUUCAACAAUAUUUUCUAUAGUUACUCAACUUGUAUGGGAAAAGAAAAUUGAUGUGGGACUUCAAUCUUACGUUGUAGUGAGAUGUCAACCUGAAUUAUUAGUGAAAUGCAAAUUUCAAGCUCCUGUCGCAUAAGGGAAAUGCAUUUACCUAUAUUAUUUUCACAAUAUUGUCUUAUUCAAAGUCAACUAAGAAAAGUUUACUGUUUGCUAGUUUAACAGUAGUGUGGACCUUUGCACAUUUCAGUCAAACUAUGUAUACUUCAUUGAAAUUAGUCUUCCGACAUUAUCUUUGCUGGGAUAUUGACUUGUCUCCAGGAACAAAAAUACUUAGUACUUUAGUAGAAGAAAUCCAAAGCAUCAUGAUGUUGAUACUUAUCCUUAUUUAUAUUUUAAAUCUUGACUAAAACUAAAAUUAUUAAAUUAUCUAAUAAGAUUUUCUCAUGUGAUUCUUCGGCUCCGCUGUACUUGUGUUUGAACGAAAACUCACCUAUCAGUGUUCAGCUUUCACAUGUUCAAAAUCAUGGUGUUCACCUGUUUUCGCCUCGCUGGUUAUCUUUUACUACAUUUUUCACUGCCGUUGGGGCCAUGGUAUAAGGUCAAUUGUUUCUCUGAAUCAGUUUUUUUUUUUGAAAUUUAUUUCUCUGAAUGCUGAGUUAAUUCAUGAGAUAUCUUUAUUUCUCUGAAUGCUGAGUUAAGACAUGAGAUAUCUAUGGUCAGCUCCAUGUUGUACUACUCUGAUAGUCUGAUAAGGGCAUUGACAGGGUGAGCUCAGCUGCUGAAUGCAAACGGAUAGACUGGCAUUUCCGUUUUGAUGGAGCGUUUAUAUAUGAGGAGGUUAAGUAUCUUUCUAGGUGACUGGAGAUGAAGGGCUUAUUUGUUAUUAUAGAGUCAAUUUUUGCUUAACCAAUAUUUUGAUAGUGCCAAAGCCAUGACAAGUGUGAAACCAGCGUGAAGAAAAAAAUGUUAACAAACCAUACCUCCGUAUGACACUAUUUAAGUUGCUAGAAAUUAGAUAGAACAAAAAAAAUUGACAUCACUCCAAACAAGCUUGAAGUACCUUUUGUCAGUGAUUCUCUCGACGUUUUCUUCAUGUGUUAACAAUUGGCCAGCUUCAAUCUGCAGAUUUAGCAAGUACAUUGCUCCUUGUCCGUGCUGUAAACUUGAGAGGUUAUUUUUCUUCUGCUUUUGCUCAUGUUUAUUGGUGGAAUGGACGGUACUCUCUCUCUCUCUCUCUCAGCCUCAUAUGAGCCGUGUCUGCCUUUUGCCCUGGAUCUUGUUGGUCAUGCCGUGAGUUUGUAGCGAUAUCAGUGGUCAGUCUCAACUUCAAAGUGCAGUGAGCCUUUGAUGUCUUUCAGCAGGAUGGUUCCCCCUUCUCGGGCCUGCAUUUGCUGCAAAUGAGCUAGUUUUGCCCACAAACUGCCUAUUUUGCAGGUAGGCUAAUUUGUCUGAACAGUUGAUGUCUAAUAAAGCUUCAUCGUUAAGAGAGAGUUCGACCAGAGAUUUCAGCAGUCCUGGUUUCCACGAUAUACUGUUAAUAGGUUAUAGAAACUAUUUUCUACUAAAAUUCAGAUAAAAUUCAUGUGAUACAUUCCAAACGUGCAAACAAGAUGUCUAAGAGUUUCCUUGCUUUUAGUUAAGUCGUGAUUUUGUGACUUUGUAACUCGUACUCCCUCCGUCUCAACGAAUUUGGACAAAGGCUUAGUACAGGUUCAUUGUACUAGAAGGGGAUGUAACCCCCUCCGUCUUAACGAAUCUGGACAAAGGCUUUGUACAGGUUCAUUGUACUAGGAGGGGAGGGGUCACAUCCCCUCCUAAGAGCAAGGCUAAUACUUUAGCCGGCUGCUGGCUGAAUACUACUACCAUGUCAUCUAUAGCCAUCACUAGCCACACUAGUCCAGUGACUAUCGCUUCCUGAAUAGGGCACUUCUAGAUGUAUAUAUGUUUGAGAUAUAUGAUUCUGAUUUUUGUGUAUACAUGUCUGAGCAGGGGAGUGGAUUCUCACGCACCUGGUGGUUUACUUAAAUUUUUGAGGAAAACCACACCAAGAACUGAACAACAUGUGUGCAAUGGGAGUUCAUCGCAGCCAAUCAACGUUGGCGACGACUGCAAUGUUGGCGAUUGCGUUAGGACUGAAAAACGCUUGCCAUGGACAAAAGAGGAGGAUCUUAGAUUGGUCAGUGCUUGGUUGAAUAAUUCAAAUGAUCCAAUCCAAUCAAAUUACAAGAAGAAUGACCAAUAUUGGAAUGGUGUUGCUGCCGUCUACAACAACACCACCCCAAAAAACAGGGCUAGGCAGGUCAAGCAAGUCAAGGAUCGGUUUGGAAGAAUUAAAAAAAGGGUUGCAUGGUUUUGUGCUAGCUGGAAGGAGGCUAAUGCUUUGUGGGCUAGUGGUGAAUCUGAAGUGAAUUUGAUGGACAGGACAGUGAAAAGUUAUGAAGAAGAUCACAAAAAGGAUGGUCCAUUUAUGUUUAAGCAUUGUUGGGAUGUGCUUAGCAAGGAACCAAAAUGGGACGCCUAUUUGGAACGUUUAGAAGGUUUGGAGCCAGACAAGAGAAAGUUCAAUGUUGAGGAGGGUGUGGGGCAUCAUUUCUCUCUAGAUGAUGCUAGAGAUGAACGACCAAUAGGGGGCAAGCAAGCUAAGGAGCAGCAGAAACGAAAAAGAAAGGACCAGGCUAUUAUAGAUCUUGAAGAGGAAUUCCACAAGCUUGUAGAUGCUCAGAAUACAGCAAAUGAGGGCCACAAAGAGAUGCUAGAGACACAGAGGCGUGUGUCUAGUGAGAAUGUUGAAGCUCGAAAGCUUAAGUACCUUGCAGAAAAGGAACACAAGGAAUCAACCAUACUAGAAACAUACAAAUCGUUGAUGAUGCAAGAUACAACUGGGAUGCCUGAAGAUGUGAGAUCUGAGCGCAUGCUGGCAUUGAGGUGUUUCAGGGAGAAGUUAUUUGGCAAAACUGACUAAGGAUUGUGCUGUUGCUGGUUGUCGUGGGUGCUACUUACAAUGAAUGAAGGCUUUUGAGGCAAAUGGUUUGGAUGUUGCUUUCUACUGAAGUUUCAACUAAACUAUGGCUUGUUGUUUCUUUCUACUGAAGUUCCAACUAAGGCUCUAUGCCAUUAUCGUUGUUCAGCUCAAUAACUAAUGGUUUGUCUGCCAGAGAGCUUAUUUAGCAGUACUUUUGGUUAAUGUUUUCAGAAAGACUCAUGUAAUGUUUUAAGCGCCGGUGUCAUGGUGCUCAAAUCUCAUCAUAUCAUGCGUGCAAUGUUGCUUGAAAA